Molecule: messenger RNA, 3210 nt
Organism: Rhea pennata
Lineage: Eukaryota; Metazoa; Chordata; Aves; Rheiformes; Rheidae
Gene: HHATL
Product: hedgehog acyltransferase like
Exons: 12
Coding region: 104-1615 (503 amino acids)
Biological process (GO): negative regulation of N-terminal protein palmitoylation
Cellular component (GO): endoplasmic reticulum
Molecular function (GO): acyltransferase activity
Source: RefSeq, a predicted model, not a curated record
AGGGAGGGGGGCUGCUGCGCUCGGCCGCCCGCCGCUCAAGGUUCCCAGGCUGAGAUUUGUUUCCCACCACCACCGGCCGCCGGGGCGGUGAGCCGCUGCCGCGAUGGGCGUUAAAGCGAUGCUCCCCAGCUACGAGCUGGGCUUUUACGCUCUCACCUUGACGUGCGCCGUAGUGUACAGCGGGAGCGGGAUCUUCGAAGCCUCCAGAGACAGCAUGAACAGAAAGGCCUUUCGGGACGGCAUAAAACCGGGCUGGCAUUACUUCGGCAGGAAGAUGGAUGUGGCUGAUUUUGAGUGGGUGAUGUGGUUCACCUCGUUCAGGAACUUCAUCAUCUUCGCCCUUUCGGGGCACAUCCUGUUUGCCAAGAUCUGCUCCAUGAUCGUACCGCAGCACCGGGCUGUCAUAUACAUGCUGUACGGGCUCCUGGCUGUGCUGGGCAGCAUGGGCCUUGUCUACCUCAUGAUCAUCCUCUCCCACUGCAUCAUCCUCUACUCUGCCUCACUGGCGAAGCAGAAAUGGCUUUGCUACGUGGCUGGGCUCUGCUGCCUUGCAUCCUUCAAGGUGGAGCCCUUCAGCUCUUGGCAGAGUGGAUUUGUAACGGAAGCUUUUGAUCUUCAAGAUGUCCUCUUCUAUGGGGGAAGUGGCUUCACCAUCAUGCGCUGCAUCAGCUUCGCACUCGAGAGCUGUGAGAGGAAGGAGGGCAUCUACUCCAUCUUCGAUCUCCUCAAAUACAACUUCUACCUUCCAUUCUUUUUCUUCGGGCCUGUCAUGACAUUUGACCAGUUCCAUGCUCAGGUGAGCACCCGAGAGCUGCAACGUAAAGAUGAUGAGAUGAGGAGCAUCCGGAUCCAUGCUGUCCUCCAUGUGGGGAUCAUCAUUGCUGUGGACAUCUUCUUCCACUUCUUUUACAUCCUCACUCUCCCUUCUGACCUGAAGUUUGUUAACCGCCUCUCAGACUGGUCCUUAGCUGGCCUGGCCUAUUCCAAUUUGGUGUACGACUGGGUGAAAGCUGCUGUCAUGUUUGGAGUCAUCAACACCAUUGCCCGACUGGACCACUUGGACCCACCACAGCCCCCCAAAUGCAUCACCAUGCUCUAUGUCUUUGCAGAAACGCACUUUGACAGAGGGAUUAAUGACUGGCUAUGCAAGUAUGUGUAUGAUCACAUUGGGGAGAACCAUGAUAACGUUCUGAAGGAACUCAUGGCCACUAUCUCCACCUUUGCCAUCACUACCUUGUGGCUGGGGCCCUGUGAAAUUGUUUACAUCUGGUCCAUCUUCAACUGCUUUGGCCUCAACUUCGAGCUAUGGGUGCAGAAGUUCUUCCAGCGGGAACCCUUUGCCAAAAUGGAGGCCAAAAUGUCAGAGGCCAUGUCUCGGCGGAUUAGGGCAGUCUUUGGGGCAGCAAACUUCUGGGCCAUCGUCCUCUACAACAUCCUGGCCCUCAACAGCCUGGAAUUUGCAUUGCUGGUUACCAAGAGGCUCCUCCUGAGAGGUUUCCCUGUCAGCACCUUGUCCAUCUGGUUCAUCACAUACUGUGGAGUGCAGCUGAUCAAAGAGCGUGAGCGUGUCCUGGCCAUUGAGGAGGAGAAGCGUGACAAAGCAAAGAAAGAGUAGAGGAAAACAUCAGCUGGCCUACCUCAAAACCUCAGCUCCUCUCUGACCACCUGUCAGGCCAGCCACUGACAGGGGCCCUCCAAGCACUCCUAGCAAUCAAACUGCUGAAGCUCAUUUGUGUGUAAGUCACCUGGAAGGUGCACUCUCUUGCUGCAGUAAAGAUCUUCUGUAAGACACCCAUGGGUGGUAUGCAGGCUAGCCAUGCCUGGCAGGCUGCUGAGGUAGGCUCCUGAUCUAUUUCUUUAAGGCCAGAAAGCCAUCCUCAUCAUUUAUCUGAACCUCUGACAUAUUACAGACCUAGAGAUUUCACCCCUUGGUUUCCGUAACAUCUCGUCCACCAGAGCAUUUGGCUCUCCAGAAAGACUAUGUCUUCCAGAGGCUAUCCAACUCCAACUCCUGGAGGUUUUAGGAUGAACUGGGCAUAUAGCUAUGAGAAAGGGAUUAACUAGUGCUGACCCUGCUCUGAGCAGACCCUCUCCAGGUUAUUUCCAGCUCAAAUUUCUUUUACUACAAGAAAUAGUCAACAUCCACUGUCAAGUAUUCAACAUCUAUAUUAUGUAGUAAGGACUUUAAAAUGGCUCAGCACAAUAUAUACCUAUGAUGAGGCUAAUAAAUAAAUAAAACAGUCUUUAUAUCAAAGGAAAAGAGUACUAGAAAUUGCACAUUGAACAGUAAUUAUCUCCCUUCCACUGUCAGCCAUGCAGAGUGAUUCUGCUGUAAUCUCAAACCCUCUGCAGAACUGCAGUUCUAUAUGUCUUGAAAAAAUAAUUUAAUGCCAUCCUCAUGCCUAUUUAAUGAAAACAUGGGAGAUGAUAUACCUGCUUCAGGGCAAGGGAACAUCAUAUACCAGUUGCCUGUGGAACAGGCACACUGAAGAAACACAACGCGAGACUCGCCUAACCCCUCGGUCCCCAGGCCCUUACUCAGACCCAAAGCGUGCUCCACUGAGGCAUGUGAAACAGAUGCAGCCACUAUGACCAUCUUGCUGUGAUUUAUGCCCUGGGAUUCAAACCAAAUCUCACUCCUGUUUGCUCCAUGCCGUGGAAGAAGCAGUUUGCAUUCCUACCCAUGGCUGAGAAACAGAGGACUUUGUACCCAUCUCUUGCUUACUUCCUGCCAUCCAACCCUUUGCUCAACUGACUUUGGUCAACACAACCUAAACCCAUGACUAUGUGGCUGAAUGAGCACAUACACACAUAUAAUCAAGGAGAAAGACUCUGAAUGAAGGGCAGUGAUUUGGGUGGGGAAGCAAAAUCAUUUGCUAGCACACUUUAAGCAGUAGACUUUGGGACACUGUAUGUGAAAUGGAUUGAAUAAAUGUACCCAUGUGAGACACAGGGUCUCACAGAAAAGAUAACGGAAAUAUCCCUGGGUUUCUUGUAACUUUGGACUAACAUAAGCAGCCUUAUUUCUGAAUCAUGUCAGUUCUUGGUGAGAGCAGGAUCUGGACCACUUUGCAACCUGAGUGGAGAUGCUUGGUGUUGGUGUGUUCUGGUUUCCCUGUGGAUAAAACAGGAAUUGUUCUUAGCCGGCUUUCAGCUCUGCCAAAGUAUUUUAUGAGGUCCCUUCUAUAUGUCAUUUAUUUAUUUAGUAAA